CUCUUCCCGCAGGGGGGCCCCGCCGCGGCCCCGGCCGCGCUCUGCCCCUGUACAGGGUGUGAUGCUGCCGCGUUCGCCGCUCCCCCGCCCCGGCUGACGGGGACGCCGAGCAGAGCCGCGGCGUCGCAGCCUUCCCUUUCGCCUUCCAAAGUUGGGCUUCGGUGGCUCGGGGUCGGGGCCGGCAGCGCCUCCGCCCUGAAGCGGCCCCGAUGGGCCCGUGGCCGCAGGCACUGUCGUCGCAGCCGCCCUCCUGACCCAGCCACAGCGCCCGCGGGACGGCUGCUGUAGCCGGGGGCGGCCGCGGCGCUCGCGUUGCUGCAAAGCCGCCGCUCUGCGGGGCGGAGUGUGUCCCCGCCGGCUCGCCGUGCGGGGAGGCGGGCCGGGGGCCGGCUGAGAUGGGAGAGAGCAUGUCCAAGAGGCUGAAGCUGCAGCUGGGUGGUGAAGCGGAGAUGGAGGAGCGGGCUUUCGCCAACCCCUACCCCGACUACCAGCCCCAGGGAGCCGUGGCAGCCCCCAGCGCGGCGGACACCCACCGGGACAGGGCGCUGCAGCCGCCGGCGGAGGAGGAGUCCCUCCCCUUCGGCGCCGAUGGGAAGGUCAAUGCUCAGUUCUCAAAACGGAUCCAGGCAAAAAUCAAGGACCUUCUGCAACAAAUGGAGGAAGGGCUGAAGACGGCAGAUCCACAUGACUGCUCUGCCUAUACUGGCUGGACUGGUAUUGCCCUCUUAUAUCUGCAACUGUACCGCGUCACGAAAAACCAGAGCCAUUUGCAGCGAUCUCUUGAUUACGUGAAGAGAAUCCUUCGCAAUCUGAAUGGCAGAAGAGUUACUUUCCUCUGUGGUGAUGCUGGGCCAUUGGCAGUGGGUGCGGUGGUUUACCACAAACUGAAAAAUGACAGUGAAUCUAAAGAAUGUGUUGCCAAGUUGUUGCAGCUCCAAAGGACAGUCAUCAGCACGGAUGCCGAGCUUCCAGAUGAGCUGCUUUAUGGCAGAGCAGGUUACCUGUAUGCCUUGCUGUACCUGAAUACUGAAAUUGGUCCAGACACUGUCCCACAGUCUGUUAUCAAAGAGGUAAUAGAUGCUAUUAUUGAGUCGGGGAAAAACUUUUCAAAGGAGGAGCGGAAAACAGACCGUUGUCCUCUGUUGUACCAGUGGCACAGGAAGCAGUAUGUUGGAGCAGCCCAUGGAGUGGCUGGGAUCUAUUACAUGCUCAUGCAGCCAAUUGCAAAUGUGGACCAGGAGACCUUGGCAGAGCUGGUGAAGCCAAGCAUUGACUACGUGCGUCAUAAAAAAUUCCGGUCUGGGAAUUACCCGUCAUCACUCAGCAAUGAGACUGACAGACUGGUUCACUGGUGCCAUGGUGCCCCCGGAGUCAUCCACAUGCUCAUGCAAGCAUAUAAGACUUUUAAAGAGGAUAAAUACUUGAAAGAUGCUAUGGAUUGCAGCGAUGUCAUCUGGCAGAGAGGUUUACUGAGAAAAGGGUACGGGAUCUGCCAUGGUACUGCUGGCAAUGGCUACUCCUUCUUGUCUCUCUAUAACCUAACUCAGGACAGAAAGUACCUCUACCGAGCCUGCAAGUUUGCUGAAUGGUGUUUGGAGUAUGGUGCACAUGGAUGUCGUAUUCCUGACCGACCUUAUUCCCUCUUUGAAGGCAUGGCUGGAGCUAUUCACUUCCUCUCAGACAUUUCAGUACCGGAGACUUCCCAGUUUCCAGCGUUUGAACUUAGACUUCAAAGGAGGGAAAACAAAGUGGAACAGGAUGGCUAAAACCAUCAUUUUGAAAGGAAACUGAUGCCAAAAGAGAUGAGACUGUUUAGUGCCUCUGAUAGGUAACCAACUCGACGCUGAACCGACAGAUGGAUAAAGCCCUUUUCUCACCCCUCCUGCCCCAAAGGACCAUGAAGUCAUUAGAGCAUGAACAGGAGAAGCCACACUUUAAGUUCUGUUAAAGUGACACCUUCAGAUGUAGGACCGGAGAAGUCAAGUUUUGAACUUUCUCUUUUCUGUUGUAUUUGUCUUCUUUAGGUCUUUGCCAUGCUCUGCACGUUUAUUGGUGUUGUGUGUUGAUCCAAGUCUUUUGUUGUUAGCAAAAAGCUGGUCUCCGUGUGAAUCUCUGUCCUGUACCUUCUUGCAUGACUCACAAGAGCAGUGUUGCUUUCUGCAGCGUGGUUACCCGCAGAUAGAGUUUGUUGCAGGACGGUGCACAGCUUCACUGGUGUGCUGGCAGCUCUAAAAAGGGAUGAGAAACGUUUCUAUGUUCAUUUUUUUCCUGCCUUUUUCUCCACAGUCCUUACAAGCUAAGCUGGUGGAGCUCAGCCUGUUUUGAUGAAGAGGCACGAGGCCAUUUCUGUUUUCAGAAACUUAGCAGGUUGGAAGGGACCUGGCUUUUCUUCUGCUGCUGUUGUGGGGGGCUUCUUUGAAAGUCUGAAAGAGAGGCUUCCUUUGAUACUUGCAGCUGGUUAGUGUGUUAGGUGGAGAUGCUUCUCCCCACUGCUGCAAAGCCCCAUCCCAUGCCAUGAGCUUACACUGCAGGUGGAGUCACUUGGACUAAGCUCCCUCUGCCACCAACAGUAGAGCCUGGACAGCAUAACUGCUUCUCCUUUCCUCGACCUGGAUUUGGAAUAAACCUGUCCUGCAGCAUCUCAUAUACAGAUGAGCAAGGGAGGGCGCCAGGGCAAGCUUCUCAUGUAGGUAGCUUAGGAUGGUUGUUACUUUGGAACCAAGGUAGUGAUUUGUUCUGGGCUCUCCCCUCCCAUGUAGCAGUACAGGAGUGAUAAAUACCAGCUGCUUGUGCAGGCUGCAGAGGAUUAUUGAGCAAUACGAAGCCAUUGCUAGCAGCUAGAAUUGAAGUAUAUUUCACCUUAAAAUCCACACAGAAAAAGCUCUUUUCCUGUAGUCUUAACUGCUGCUAGUGCUUUGCUUCCUCCUGUAGUGUGGUGGGGUUGUGAAAUAGUAGACCUGCCUCCAGGUGCUCAUGAAUAUCAGGCCAUUGGUUUGGGAGAAGUGGGACAUACUCUGAGUACUCUUGGAGCAGGUCUGUGUGUCCAGGUAGUACCCAAGUGUCACGCACUCUGUUGCUCAGGCUCUGUGGUCAUCCUUCCCCCAGGUCUCCCUGUGCUCUGUCAUUCCAGGCGUUGAUUUUAAUUGGUAUCUUCUGUUGGGUGCGAGUGUGGCAGAUGGCAGAGUUUGACCUUUUGGGCACACAUCAGGAUAUCUGUGACCUGUGGGCCAUCUGCUGAGCUCCAGUGUCUGCAGUUGUGCUUGGAGAUGAAUUGUUGCUCCUGGAUUCGUGAGUGCGUUACAGUGUCUGUUGCCAAAUCCGUUGGGAUGUUAAUAAUUUUUCCAUUCAGUUCUGUUGGACAACAGCAGCAGUGUCAGUGCAGGAAUGGCUUAAUGUCACAGUGUAGCAGUUUGUCUGCUGGUUUGUCAGGUAGGAUUAAAACAUGGGAGCAGCAGAAGAGACUUUUCCACCCUUCUGGCAAAGGGGGCAGAAGGUGAGGUGAGAGCAACAAACCCAGCUGCAUCUCUACAGCCAGGGAUGGGGGAAAAUGCUGAAAGGCAGUGGGAAUGGGGAAUGCUGCAUGGCUGAAGCAAACAGAAGCAGAGCAGCAGAAAGUGAGGAACAGAGGGAGUUACUAAUGUGAGGGAUCAGUGAGGAACAGGAAGAGCUGGUCACAGAGGCAAUGCACAGUGUACCAGCAGAGACCAUCUCGAUGAGAGAUUCCUCCAUGCCAAGAAUGCCAAGGGCUAACUGUGUUUCUUUCUUCAGCCGGUGGAUCCCUGAUCAUGCCCAUAGAUAAGCCAGGAAGGAAACUUUCCCGGGGUGAAGUCUCAGAGAAAUACUAACAAAGGAGGUAGACGCCAGCUCUGAUGCUGUUUCACAUCACCCCCCACCUCUUUGUUCCUUCCCCUCCACUGUGGCUGCAGAGCAUGUUGGGUGUGUUAACAGGGAAAGGGCUCACCACAUUUACAGGAACUGCCUGCAAACAGACAGAAGCCAUUGGCCCUCCUGGCAAAUCCCAUGCCUCUGUUGUACGGACUGUGUAACGAGGGGGUCACCUGGCAGGUUUUUUUGUUCAGUAAUUAUAUAUACAUUGGCCUUGGCUACCCUGCUUGGAAUGGCUCCUGUGGGAGGUGAUUUUGGCUGGCCAGAGCCUAAAGGGAAUUAAAGCCUGCUAGUUUUAAAAAUACAUAGGUAGAUACACACUCGGAACAGCUUAAUGCUGAGCAGAUCCCCAGGAUGCUGGAGUGUACCUGUCAAGAUAAUGAGCAAGUCAGCGACCUGCUCUUUCUGUACCAUAGCCAGCCUUCUGCCGUGGUGGGGCCUAGCAGGCCUGGCACCAUCUUUCUCUGCAGAAUCCUCUCAGAACUGAGAAAGACUGGAAAAGUAUCGAGCAGGGAAGUGUCUGACAGUGCAUCUGCCUCGUCUUCCUGACGUGACUUUCCCCAUGGCUUCUCCUUUCUGUUCGUCACAGCAUUGUGAUAUCUAGGUGGCCCAUUAAGGAAAGAUACGGUGUGAAGGUGAAAAAGUGCAUUUCACCAAGGCAAUGUCUUCAGAAAUGACAUCAAACUACCAAUGUAGAAAAUGUCUUAAUAUUCCCUGCUUUGCUUUGUCUGUGUGUGUAGUCCAUCUGUUGCAAAAAGCAGUAGUGUUAAAAAUGGAAAUGCUCUUUGGGCAGAAAAAGAGGAAAAAAAUGCUGAUGUUUUGUUCUUUGGCUUUAUUAGUAAAGAUCAAGCUAUGUGGUGGUAA
This is a messenger RNA of Corvus hawaiiensis (hawaiian crow), 4749 nucleotides long. RefSeq names its product LanC like 2 (gene LANCL2). Gene Ontology annotation, biological process: carbohydrate metabolic process; peptide modification. The transcript is spliced from 9 exons. Gene Ontology annotation, cellular component: plasma membrane. NCBI's taxonomy places the organism in Eukaryota, Metazoa, Chordata, Aves, Passeriformes, Corvidae. The coding region runs from base 396 to 1766 and encodes 456 amino acids. The record is from RefSeq and is a predicted model, not a curated record.